Messenger RNA from Amphiprion ocellaris (clown anemonefish), 3049 nucleotides. RefSeq names its product bMERB domain containing 1 (gene bmerb1). Gene Ontology annotation, cellular component: microtubule cytoskeleton. The transcript has 6 exons. The coding region runs from base 203 to 802 and encodes 199 amino acids. NCBI's taxonomy places the organism in Eukaryota, Metazoa, Chordata, Actinopteri, Pomacentridae. The record is from RefSeq and is a predicted model, not a curated record. Gene Ontology annotation, biological process: negative regulation of microtubule depolymerization.
ACACUGCGCAUGCUCCCUGCCUCCUCUCCAGCCACACGUCAAAGGGACUUGAAAGCUUGAAUAAAGAUGCUCAACGUCUCGGGUCGCUGGAGUCUUGUCACCGGGUGAAACCGAGUCCUACAGAGGGACGCACGCAGCGGGAACGUGCAGCUUUACCGGAACGACAGCCUCGUUUUUGGGUCUCGAGCGCGGGGGCACCGACAUGGAGCUGAAGAAAUCUAUUUCGGACACCGAACGCGCGCUCAGGAGCUACGGAGCCGUAUCGGAAACGGCGUGGACAACGGACAAAGGCCACUCAGAUGUGUCCAUGGCAGAGAGCACCAUGUCUCCAGAGGAAAUUGAAGUGGAGAUGGCUCGUAUCCAGCGCCUGCGGGAGGUCCUGGUGCGCCGAGAGUCAGAACUGCGUUUUAUGAUGGAUGACAUUCAGCUCUGCAAAGACAUCAUGAGUUUAAAGCAGGAGCUCAGACAGAUUGUCGCAGUACCAGAGAAAGAAAAGAACAAGAAGCACAGGCAGCGGGAAGAGGAGCUGAUCCUGAAGAUCCAUAAACUGGUGCAGAAGAGGGAUUUCCUGGUCGAUGAUGCUGAGGUGGAGAGAUUAAGGGAACAAGAGGAGGACAAAGAGAUGGCCGAGUUCCUCAGGCUGAAGCUGAUGCCUCUGGAGCAGAAACUCAAAGUCACACAAAAUCCUCCAAAGUCCAAGAGACAAAUCCCCGAGCCGCCUCCCAACAAACCGUUCAUCACCAAAUCAGGGGCGGCCAUCAUUAAGGACUGCUGCGGAGCCACCCAGUGUGCCAUAAUGUAACUGGCACAGACUUCUACAUGCCGGAUACACAUCACAUGACAUGACACGACAUACAUCCACCCCUCCCUCUCCGUUACCCAGAGAACCUCAGUUAGCAGUGUUUGAUCUUGAAACUGCUCAGGGAUCAGAUUUGUAGUUUGGCUGCAGGGAGCUGAUCAGUAUUCAAGGGAAACUCUGCAGGAAAGAUAUUCGUCAAGAGUGUUUAUGCGUGAUGCCAAGAGGAGAGAUGAAUACAUGUCGAUGUAUUUAGAAGCAGGUCAUUCCCUCAUUCCAUGAUGAUAUGAGCAGAACUACAAGCACAAUAAACUAACAGCUGAGGUUCUCUGUCUGACGAGAAAAGAAUUGAAAUAUCUGUUUUCAUCCCAUCGUGUUUGACAACAGGUAUUUAUAAUGUUACAUGUCAGCUCAUGAGCAUCAACUGGUGAACCUCUUUCACUUUCAGGAGACCCAACACUCUGCAUUUUCACUAGUUUUGCCCCAAAACUCACUAAUAGUAGCCUGUAAAGAGACUUAUGCAAACUGGUGUAUAAAUACUAGAAAGGAGCGGCAGCCUGUGGAAGCUUUUGAGCUGAGCAAUAUUCUUAAAACAGCAGGUUUAUUGUCUGGACGUGAGGAGUUUACAGAUUGAAAAUGUCACCAAAAGCUCAUGAAUUAAUUAAAAGACUCCACAUUGCUACAAAGCUGGGUCAUAUUGGGCACAGAGUCAGUUAGGAAUAUUUGUGUAAUACGACUGAAGUCUGAGAGUCCUCAAAGACAGUGACACAAGACGGUAAACAAAACUGCAAAAGGCAGAAUUAUUCAUUUCUAUCAAAAGGUUAACUCAGUAGGACAAAAAUGGAAAUAUUCUGAAUUAGGAGUUGAUGGCUGUAGAGUUUUUAGAGUCGAUACUGAUAUUAAAUAUUAGUAAUCAAAGAAGUCGAUAACUGAUGUUUGGAAAUGAAAUUUGAAAAUCCUGGUGUGAAAAAUGCAGGAAACUUUGUUGAUAUAAAUAUAAGAGGAUCUUUGGAUAUGUAUUUCAUUAUUAUUCCUAGCAUAAAACCAAUCACAUAGUGUUAUAUUUACACAGAAAUGCUCCCUUCUUAUUUCUCAGUUUGUGUAUUUCCUCAACUCCUCUCCUUUUUUCUUUCGGCUCCACACCAGAGAUGUGAGCAAAGGAGGUGAGGAAAAAAACACAAGGAGAAAGCAGUUUAUGCAACAGGAAUUUAAAGAGUUUUUGUUCAGCUAAAUAUGAUGUAAGGCACAGCUGCAUCAUCUGUCCAUUGUUUUGUUACAACCUACUGCUGUAUUUUGUGAUUUUACAUUUUUAUUUUUUUAGUUAAAACACAUGCCAUGAAGUAUAAGAGGUGCGUCGCACAAAAAGCAGCUACUAUACAAAUAGACAUAGAUUCUGAUUUUGUGAUCUACAUUUGUCAGAGUAGCUGUAUGUCACAACUCUUUCAACCAUCACAUCAAAGAUUCACCUGUGCAUCCUUUUACUAACUAAUCAAUUACUAACUUCAUUGCAAAUUUGUUUAAAAAAAAAAGGAGAAUAUUGGAUCUAAUGGUCUAGCUAAAAGUUCUCUCUCUCCUUAAAGCUUCAAGGUCCUUGUUUUUUUUAAUACAUUAAAGAAAUCUGAUCAAAUGAUUAGCCUUUAGAGGGUGUGAAAGCACGAACCUCCUAAUUUAGUGUUACAGAUAAUAAACACAAACAUAAUCAGACAAAAUUACCAAUAAGACAACACUAAAAUGCGUCUUCAGACUUUCCGUAGCACUAACUGGCCUGCCGCCUCAUAGGACUCACAUUUGUAGCAUUUUCAGUAACCCCUUAAUUUUGAUGCCUGCAUAUGAUGAACAGUUAAAUCAUUUGUCAUCAUGAAAACCUCACCACUCCCCAGUCAACACAUCAACCAACUAACAUCAUCUAAUGGGAAAACAGUGACAACAUUCAUAGUAAUUAUGGGAAAUUACCAACAAACCACUUGCAUCCUCUGAAUUUAGUGUUGCGUUUUUAAUGCUAAACACCAGGAAACAAAUGCAACUCUCUUGUAAAUGCCUCCAAUAGACGGUGUAUGUUUGAGUGUAUUUAGGACAUUAGUGACUCAUGUCAAGCAAAGUGUUGCUCGUUGCCACUUUCUUCUGAUAAACUUAGCGGUCUGUAGUUGUAGUGAAUUUAUGAAGGUCCAUAUGUUGAAUUUUGAACAAAUAUGCAGAAAAAUAAGCUGAAACUACCUGUACAUAUAUGUUUAAAUAAAGCGCAUCUUUCAGGAA